CUCCUUCUUUACAAGUGCCACCAGAGACAUUUCUGUUAAAAAUGAAUGCUAGAAAGCUGCACGGAUUUACAGCCCUUCCUAUGCUCCCCUGCACUACUGCGGCGAACUCGGUACCCAGAACCUGCUAGCUUAUUUCUUCUAAUGCCUAUAAUGUUCGGCACCUCAGAAUCCUGCACAGCUUGUAUACCCUGUUCACUUGUUCCAGACGGACAAACUACCGAUUCAGACCUGUAAAGGAAGACAGUAAUGGCUUUUAGCAAUAGCUUAUUAUUUUAGCAUUUACUAAUAGAAAAAAAAUGGACUGAACUACACGUUUGUGUGUGAAGCCUUGCUCGGAUAACUCUAAAGGAUAACUACAGAUAGCUCUUUGGAAGUGCUGUAACGCAGAGCAUUGUGCAGCUCCACGCUGAGUGUUUGCUUCCCUUGUGUAUGUGAAGCGCUUCAUCUUUGGCAUUUCUUCCCCUGCUCUACGUGAUAAUGAUGGUUGAGUCCGGCUCCUUCUGCUGGUAACAGUCUGCCUUCACACUCUGGCUUUCUGUCGUUCCCUUCUUAUUCCCUCAUUGCCUCUGUCUUCUUGGAUCUACGCUGCUUUGGUAGGAAAUCUAAACUCGACUCUUGUCCUCCUUCAGCUCCCUGUUGAUAUGAGCGCAAACCAAGACGACCCCCAAGUUCGGAGACUUCAUGUUGCUUUCUCCUUUCUGGAUAUAUAUGCAUUAUUUGAUUGUUGAAAACUCGAGAAGUCCUUGACUGCAUGGAUUAAAAGCAGACAUGAGUCUUGCGAUGAAGCUGAAAUGCCUGAGUCUUCUUUUUGUUGGGAUUAUUACUGCAGCAAAUGGUGAAAACUGUGGGGGAUUGGUUCAAGGCACAAAUGGAAGUAUCGAAAGUCCAGGAUUUCCUCAUGGCUAUCCAAACUAUGCCAACUGCACCUGGAUAAUUAUCACUGGAGAACGUAACAGAAUACAGUUAUCCUUUCACACAUUUGCUUUGGAGGAAGACUUUGAUAUUUUGUCAGUUUUUGAUGGGCAGCCACUACAGGGGAAUUUAAAAAUGAGGUUGACUGGAUUUCAGCUUCCAUCUUCUAUUGUAAGCACAGGCUCAAUCCUUUCCCUUUGGUUUACAACUGAUUUUGCAGUAAGUGCACAAGGCUUCAAAGCUAUCUAUGAAGUGCUGCCAAGUCACACAUGUGGAAGCCCAGGUGUCAUAGCUAAAGGUAUUCUACACGGAACAAGAUUCAAUAUAGGAGAUAAAAUCCGUUACAGCUGUUUAUCUGGUUACAUCUUGGAAGGCCACGCCACUUUGACUUGCAUUGUUACUCCAGGAAAUGGUGCACUGUGGGACUUCCCAGCUCCUUUUUGUAGAGCUGAGGGAGAAUGUGGUGGAACAUUAAGGGGUACUAGUGGAGCAAUCAGCAGUCCACUUUUUCCUGCAGAAUACAUCAACAAUGCUGACUGCUCAUGGACAAUCCUGGCCGAACCCGGAGACACGAUUGCCUUAGUUUUCACUGAGUUUCAGCUUGAAGAAGGCUAUGAUUUCCUCGAGAUUAGUGGAACUGAAGCACCAUCAAUAUGGCAAGUUCAAAGACAAUAUUUCUGUACUGCUUGA
This is a messenger RNA of Protopterus annectens (West African lungfish), 1602 nucleotides long. RefSeq names its product CUB and sushi domain-containing protein 1-like. The record is from RefSeq and is a predicted model, not a curated record. NCBI's taxonomy places the organism in Eukaryota, Metazoa, Chordata, Ceratodontiformes, Protopteridae. Bases 769 to 1602 code for a protein of 277 amino acids. The transcript has 5 exons.